AUGCAGGGGUGGCGUGGCACCGACGGCACUGCUGCGGGCCAACGAGCGCCACCGCUGCCGUCGCUGCAGCUUGCGUCGCUGCCCGGCCGCCCCUGCGGCGGCAGCGCCCGGGCCGUGGGGCCGCCGGCGGCAGCGGUGACAAUCUGCAAGGUGCCCCAGCCAGUGCUGGAUCCUUUGAGCCUGGUAGCAGAUCAUUCCGAGGCCGCCGGCAGCGGCAGCGGCACAGGGACUGGCUCAAGCGGCCGCGAAGACAGCAGCCCCGCGGCGGGGCCUGGAGCGUCACCCAGCCGCCACCCGCGCACCGGCCCCGACACCGCGCGCCGGCAGCGGCAGCAGGAGCAGCAGGAGCAGCAGCGCGCGCUGCAGGACGCACUCCACGCGCACUUCUCGUCCGCGCCGCGUUGGGUCUCGGCCGGCGACAUUAUCUCUGUCGCUGUGCCUCAGCCCGGCUCGCGGCUGCCCAACUUCUGCGGAGACGCGGCCGGCGAGCGCGACGCCAGCGGCGGCGGAAGCUUCGUCCGGUGGUGGCUGUCGCAGCACUCAAUCGUCCACUUUCGAGUCACAGGUGUGCAGGCGAGGCUCGUGGGCGGCGCUGACGGCGCCCCGGGCGGCCCGCUGCUGGUGGACCCUCAGGCGACGGCCCUGGUGCUCGAGGGCGGCUCGAGCCGCGCUCCUCUGCCCGUGGGCUUCGCGGGCUAUGCAGCGGCGGGCGCGCAGCGCGCUGCCGAGGUGCAGCGGCGGCAGCAACAGCAGCAGCAGCAGCAGCAGCAGCAGCAGCAGCAGCAGGCAGGGCGGCGAGAAGAAGCUAGGAAGGACGAGUGUGGGGCGGGUGUGGCGGAGGCGGCGGCGGGGCCGCCGCUGUUGGGCGUGCACGCGAGCGCGGCCUGGCACCCCUCGCCCGGGCUUCCCGGCGUGUGCGGGCCGCUGCUGCCGGCGUGGCGCGAGGUCGCGCGCGUGGUCGCGCCGCUGAUGCACCCCGCUGCGGCGGGCGUCCCGGUGCGCGCGGCGGUGCUGCUGCAUGGGCCGCGGGGCAGCGGCAAGCAGACGGCGGCACGCGCGGCGGCGGCGGCGCUGGGCAUGAACUGCAUAUCUUGGAGCUGCCUGGAGGUUCGGUCCCCUUUCAACGGCCACACCCAUGCGACCCCCCGCGACCCACGCACGUGA
This is a messenger RNA of Monoraphidium neglectum, 1164 nucleotides long. RefSeq lists its product as hypothetical. The transcript is spliced from 3 exons. Gene Ontology annotation, molecular function: ATP binding; ATP hydrolysis activity. The coding region runs from base 1 to 1164 and encodes 387 amino acids. Lineage: Eukaryota; Viridiplantae; Chlorophyta; Chlorophyceae; Sphaeropleales; Selenastraceae. The record is from RefSeq and is a predicted model, not a curated record.